AUGUCGACACUUUUGCGAACGGCAGUCAACGGUCACCAUCAUAGCCAGCACGGCACAGACCUCCCCAGGCCGACGAGCCCCACUGAGCGCGCUCUGAACACGCUACAGCAUGCAUCGGACGUACAGAGCCUCAUUUUGUACGCCCAGUCUAUCCUGCGCCUCGGCAAGCUACCCAGCGUCUCGCUGACCUCUCGCAAAUCCAAUUCGGAGCUCGUCUACUCGCUCCGUACACUGCUCGAGACGAGCUUGCCAUUGCCUCAAUGUCCCUCGAGCUGCGCGUCGGAGAGCUCAAAAGCAGAGUCGAGCUCGAUCGAGCCCAUGCAGACGAACGGCAGUCAGACCAACAUAGAAGCAGGAUGGUGCGCAUGGUCACCCAAGGAAAGGGCGCUGUCCAUUCCCUCACCGCUCUCGCUCGAUCACGACCUGACCACCGAACAGCGAGAUUCGCUCGAUAUCACCGCCAAGUUCUUCUAUCUCAACCCACACACGUCUUCGAGCAUACCACAUCUCGAUCCGGAAUGGGUCGAGCAAGCUGUCCAGCAGUUCACACUCGCUACCGGUCUGAACGAGAUUGAUCUGCUCAUUCUGAGUCUGCCCGGGGUUGUGUACGACGAGGAUGAUCCGGACGGGGGCUGUCUGGAGAACAAGAAGAGGCGAGAGAAGGGCGAAACGAGCGGGCUGUUCCAACAGCUCGACGAACGAGGACAGGAGGACGUCUUUGCGAGGUUGAGGCCAGUUUGGGAGAGCAUGUCGACCAACCCUUCACUACGCUCGCUAGGCUUGUCAGAGUUUUCAUCGGCAAGAAUGAAGCGCUUCUUGUUGGACGAGCUGCCGACAUAUACGGUUCCUCCGCCGCGGUCUGCGCCAGCAAGCGGAGAGAUCAUGAGCAUAAGGCGACCCAGAGUCAACCAGAUCAACUUGAGAGACUGCUGCUCUGUCUCACCCGAAGACAUGGCGAUCAUGAAAGACAACAAGAUUGACUUGCUCACCCACUCUGACUGUUCAGGCUGGUCGUCUUCAGGAGCGUACAAAUCAGAGACUGAUGGUAUUGCGAUUAUAGAUCUACUUCCGCCUGCGACGUUCUCUGCGCUCCUUGACGAAUUUGGCUCGCGGUUGCCGAAAGCAUUGAUUGGAGAAGGAUCUUCUUGGGGAACGGUCAAUUGGGUGCUCAAGUAUACGAUCGUGUACAAGACGCGCAAUGUCGUCGCGGACAAAGGGUAUAGUCCGACUGCUCUCACACGCUGCGGACACUCAUCAGCUCGACCAGGUAUAUUGUGCAUGCCAGCAAAUCAUGAAGACGGUCGCAUCGAGCGCACCUGUUUGCAUCUAGAUGAAUGUAUUGUGCGCGACUCUGCCUCCAAGACCUUGAGCGCUUGA
This is a messenger RNA of Mixia osmundae IAM 14324, 1377 nucleotides long. RefSeq lists its product as uncharacterized. NCBI's taxonomy places the organism in Eukaryota, Fungi, Basidiomycota, Mixiomycetes, Mixiales, Mixiaceae. The record is from RefSeq and is a predicted model, not a curated record. Gene Ontology annotation, biological process: glutathione biosynthetic process. The transcript is spliced from 4 exons. Gene Ontology annotation, molecular function: enzyme regulator activity; glutamate-cysteine ligase catalytic subunit binding. The coding region runs from base 1 to 1377 and encodes 458 amino acids. Gene Ontology annotation, cellular component: glutamate-cysteine ligase complex.